Molecule: messenger RNA, 2367 nt
Organism: Diceros bicornis minor
Lineage: Eukaryota; Metazoa; Chordata; Mammalia; Perissodactyla; Rhinocerotidae
Gene: DAB1
Product: DAB adaptor protein 1
Exons: 15
Coding region: 230-1891 (553 amino acids)
Biological process (GO): lateral motor column neuron migration; ventral spinal cord development
Source: RefSeq, a predicted model, not a curated record
CCUCCUCUUUGUGCUGAGGAAGAUUGGCCCUGGGCUAACAUCUGUGCCCAUCUUCCUCUACUUUAUAUGUGGGACGCCGCCACAGCAUGAUAGCACUCGAAAGGAGUGAAUGAAAUGUGCGGCUUGGGGUGUCAUUUCUGAAGGGAGGAGUCGUUCUCUUGGAGAGGAGUCCUCAAUGAGCCUGGCCGAGGCCCGGGAUCUGUGUGAAGUGGACUAAGGAUUUAGUAGGAUGUCAACUGAGACAGAACUUCAAGUAGCUGUGAAAACCAGCGCCAAGAAAGACUCCAGAAAGAAAGGUCAGGAUCGCAGCGAAGCCACUUUGAUAAAGAGGUUUAAAGGUGAAGGGGUCCGGUACAAGGCCAAACUGAUCGGGAUUGAUGAGGUUUCCGCAGCUCGGGGAGACAAGUUAUGUCAAGAUUCCAUGAUGAAACUCAAGGGCGUUGUUGCUGGCGCUCGUUCCAAAGGAGAACACAAACAGAAAAUCUUUUUAACCAUCUCCUUUGGAGGGAUCAAAAUCUUUGAUGAGAAGACAGGGGCCCUUCAGCAUCAUCAUGCUGUUCACGAAAUUUCCUACAUUGCAAAGGACAUCACGGAUCACCGGGCCUUUGGAUACGUUUGUGGGAAGGAAGGGAAUCACAGAUUUGUGGCCAUAAAAACAGCCCAGGCGGCUGAACCUGUUAUUCUGGACUUGAGAGAUCUCUUUCAACUUAUUUAUGAAUUAAAGCAAAGAGAAGAAUUGGAAAAAAAGGCACAAAAGGAUAAGCAGUGUGAACAAGCUGUGUAUCAGGUUCCCACCAGCCAAAAGAAGGAAGGUGUUUAUGAUGUGCCAAAAAGUCAACCUGUAAGUAACGGCCGUACGUUUGAGGAUUUUGAAGAACGGUUUGCUGCGGCCACUCCGAACAGAAACCUGCACAUGGACUUGGAUGAGAUUUUUGAGGCAACGAAGGCUGUGACCCAAUUAGAACUUUUCGGGGACAUGUCCACCCCUCCUGAUAUAACCUCUCCCCCCACUCCUGCAACUCCAGGUGAUGCCUUUAUCCCGUCUUCAUCCCAGACACUUCCGGCGAGUGCAGACAUGUUUGGUUCUGUACCUUUCGGCACUGCUGCUGUACCCUCAGGUUAUGUUGCAAUGGGCGCCGUCCUCCCAUCCUUCUGGGGCCAGCAGCCCCUCGUCCAACAGCAGAUCGCCAUGGGUGCUCAGCCACCAGUCGCUCAGGUGAUGCCGGGGGCUCAGCCCAUCGCUUGGGGCCAGCCGGGUCUCUUCCCUGCCACUCAGCAGCCCUGGCCAACUGUGGCCGGGCAGUUUCCGCCAGCCGCCUUCAUGCCCACACAAACUGUUAUGCCUUUGCCAGCCGCCAUGUUCCAAGGUCCCCUCACCCCCCUUGCAACCGUCCCAGCCACGGGUGACUCCGCCAGGUCAAGCCCACAGACCGACAAGCCCAGGCAGAAAAUGGGAAAAGAAAUGUUUAAGGAUUUCCAGAUGGCCCAGCCUCCACCCGUGCCCUCCCGCAAACCCGACCAACCCUCCCUCACCUGUACCUCAGAGGCCUUCUCCAGUUACUUCAGCAAAGUCGGGGUGGCACAGGAUGCAGACGACUGUGAUGACUUUGACAUCUCCCAGUUGAAUUUGACCCCUGUGACUUCUACCACACCAUCGACCAACUCACCUCCAACCCCAGCCCCUAGACAGAGCUCUCCAUCCAAAUCCUCUGCAUCCCACGCCAGCGAUCCCACCACAGAUGACAUCUUCGAGGAGGGCUUUGAGAGUCCCAGCAAAAGCGAGGAGCAGGAGGCUCCUGAUGGGUCACAGGCCUCAUCCAACAGUGAUCCAUUUGGGGAGCCCAGUGGGGAGCCCAGUGGUGAUAACAUAAGUCCACAGGCCGGUAGCUAGAUAGCGCAGGUCUGGGAGCUGGAGCCUCUCUAUGCGCAGAUCAACAGACCUAAGAAAUAGCAUCGAUGCAGGCUCGUGGCGGGUGCUUCAAGACUGCCAUGGAAAUCAGUAUCGAGACAGGCUCUCUUGUAUUCUUUCACCUCACCUCAUCCCAUGAAGAAAUUCAUGAUUGCCCAAUGGAACUCGUUUGGAAGAGGGAACUAAGAGUUUUUGGCAACCAAUGGCAGAUAUCUAUGGCAGCACAAAAAAAAAUCCACAAAAGUAUAAAAAGUCAUACCCAACAUUAAAUCACAAAUCAAGCAAAUGCUUACCUGACAAAUAUUCUGAGCUCUCUUAGCAUGGGUUUAAGAUGACCCAGUACACGAAAUCAUAAUUCUCUCUUUAUUUCUCUACCUGUUGACCAUUGUAGAGACAUCAAAUUUGGAGUGACAGGCCUCAGAGAGUUACAACAGGGUUGGCACUGACUUCUUUUAGGC